AUGCCUCAUCACUAUAUUAAGGUUAAAUCAUCUUCAUGUGUUAGUGAUGAAAGUGAAAAUGAAAAUUUAAAAUUGAAAGAACUUCAGUCAUCAAUACAUAACAUUGAAGUGGAUAAUGUACUAUCCAAAUUUUCAAAGCACAUAAUAUUGCUUCCACAAUCGGAUCAUUUACGUGUUUUGCAAACAGUUAUAAGGAAUAAAGACACUCCAAGAAACGAAUUCUUAUUCAAUGCAGAUUGUCUAAUACGUUUAGUAGUUGAAGAAGGCUUAAAUCAACUUCCUUAUGAAAAUGUGUGCGUUACGACCCCCACAGGACAUUCAUACCAAGGAAUUAGUUUUCUUCGUGGAAAUUGUGGUGUAUCUGUUAUGCGAUCUGGUGAAGCAAUGGAACGUGGCCUAAGAGAUUGUUGUAGAUCUAUGCGUAUUGGCAAGAUAUUGAUACAAAAAGCCAAAGAAAACGAUGUAGUCGAUGUUAAAGUAUAUUAUGCUAAAUUUCCACCAAAUAUUGAAAAUAGAAAGGUUCUAUUAAUGUAUCCUAUUUUAGGUACUGGAGUAACUGUUUUAAAAGCUUUGGAUGUUUUAAGAACUUAUAAUGUUCCUAUAGAAAAUGUAAUAUUACUUACGUUAUUUACAUCACCACAAAGUCUUAUCAAUGUAUUAACACGUAAUCCAGCAUUGAGAAUUGUCACAUCAGAAAUUCAUCCAAUUGUACCAAGUCAUUUUGGUCAACGUUAUUUUGGCACAUUUUAA
Molecule: messenger RNA, 750 nt
Organism: Schistosoma rodhaini
Lineage: Eukaryota; Metazoa; Platyhelminthes; Trematoda; Strigeidida; Schistosomatidae
Source: the annotation of a GenBank genome assembly